Staurois parvus is the source of this 294-nucleotide messenger RNA. NCBI's taxonomy places the organism in Eukaryota, Metazoa, Chordata, Amphibia, Anura, Ranidae. The record is from the annotation of a GenBank genome assembly.
CACCGAUCCACGGAAAGAGCCAAAGAUGGCGGCUCGGUCAUGUGAUCAGCUGUGUCCAAUCACAGAUGAUCACAUCUGUCACGCUGACAGAGGAGAGGAGAGCCAGUAAUCGGCUUUCCACGGAGGGGACAUGUACACAGAUCAUCAGGGCACUGAUGAUCAGUGUAGUCCCAGCAGUGCCAAUUGUCAGUGCCCAUCAGUGCCUUGUGUCAGUGCCGCAUCAAUGCCACAUAUCAGUGCCCAUCUGAACUGCCUUUCAGUGUCACCCAUCAGUGCCAGUCAGUGCCCGUCAGU